Molecule: messenger RNA, 1061 nt
Organism: Colius striatus (speckled mousebird)
Lineage: Eukaryota; Metazoa; Chordata; Aves; Coliiformes; Coliidae
Product: T-cell receptor-associated transmembrane adapter 1
Exons: 6
Coding region: 116-640 (174 amino acids)
Biological process (GO): negative regulation of receptor recycling; positive regulation of T cell receptor signaling pathway
Cellular component (GO): T cell receptor complex
Source: RefSeq, a predicted model, not a curated record
UUCAUGCUGCCAGGUCCGAAACAAAAGAGCAUCUAAGGUCCACCAACAUAACCUGAUUUCCUGCUGGAUAAAGGGGUGGGGAGUAUUCCUAGAAACAACAAAAACAGCUACAGAAAUGGACUGCCAUUUUUCUGUCUGGGGGGUUCUGGCCUUUCUGAGUUUGGCUCUGGUUGUUUCGUUGGUACUGAACAUUUGCCACUAUACAAAGAAGAAGCAAGCUAAAAUGUAUAAAGACUAUGAAGACAACUGUCCAAGCUAUGACUAUUACACAGAAGAUGACCCAGUUUAUGGCAAUCUCAAUCAACAAAUUUUAGACCAAUGUUGUUAUGAACAGAUGAAGUCCCAGCCUCAAAGGCCGGUUAACCAACUACAGGUGGAGUCUGCCAAUCAGAUGUGUUAUGCCUCACUUGAUCACAGUGUCAAGAGAAAAUGCAGAAAAGCGAGGAGAAAGAAAGACCCUUCGUUAGAGGAGGAUGAAGACGAAAGAUCAUCAAAUCACACCAUGAUGACUUCCAAAGUUAGCAUUUACCUCAAUAGUGAGCAGCUGGCUGCUGAAAACACGGCAAACAUAGAAGCUGUUCAUGAUGAUCCCAUCAGAUUGAUGAGUUUGAUUCAUACUACAGCAGGCGAAAACAUUUGAAGUGGCUUUACACUCCAAAUAGAUAAUCAUGAAGUGAGAUCUGAUUGUUCAUUCUGGAGGAACAGUGAGUGAUUACAGAUAAUAUCCUGGCAAACUGACUUACCAAACAGUGGUAUAAAAGAGGUAAGUUAGGUGUUUCAAAGUGUCUUCCAAGGAAUAUUUAUGCACAAAACAAGAAAUAAGUAUAGAUCCAGCCUGACACUUUGAAGGACAUGCCCCUGUGAAGACGUUUUGAAAUAAAGUUGUAGAAGGUGCUAUCUCAGCAUUCACAUGACAAAAAUUAAUCCUCUGUUCAAAACAACCAUCAACUUUCAAGCAGUCUGACAUGCUUGUUGUUUGUAGAACUCUAACAGUACAACUGUUCUUCUAUAUAGGUUUUAACAAUACUUCUGGAAGGAAAUCAUCUUUCAUACCUGCACAU